Cuscuta europaea is the source of this 2075-nucleotide messenger RNA. The record is from the annotation of a GenBank genome assembly. NCBI's taxonomy places the organism in Eukaryota, Viridiplantae, Streptophyta, Magnoliopsida, Solanales, Convolvulaceae.
CCCAUUCCCCUCCCCAAUUAAAGUCCAUACCCUUUCUGUCUUUCCCCUUAUCUCUGUCUUUAAUUUUCUAUACUGAGCUGGAUCAUCAAGCCCAUUAGAAGGAGAGCAGCAAAUUAGAUCCCAUAUAUAGCAAAGCAACUAGAUAUAUAUUGGAAUGAAAAGUGGUAUGGUUUUCCCAAUGGUGAUUCUCAGCUGGCUUACAGAGUGGCUGCUGUACAGGCUUCUUGCAAACUCAUGUUAUAGAGCUGCAAUAAACCUCAAGAACUCCACCACCUCCUUCUUCCACAAAAACCCACCUUCAAAAACCUCCAACCAGUCUUCUUUAUACCCCAGCCUCACAAAAAAUGGGAACUUUACCCAUAACAACAACUCUGAGAAGUCUUUUGUGUGUGACAUUCAGGGCACCCUCUUGAGGACCAAGUCUUUGUUCCCAUUCUUCAUGCUGGUGGCUUUUGAAGGUGGGAGCAUUUUCAGAGCCUUCAUUCUGCUCCUGUCAUCCCCUUUUCUGGGGCUGUUGGAUUAUGAGGUGAAGGUCAGGGUGAUGAUCUUCAUAACAUUCUGUGGUCUGAGGGUGAAGGACAUGGAGAUGGUGGGCAGGGCGGUUCUGCCAAAGUUUUACCUUGAAAACCUAAACAUGCAUGUGUAUGAGGUUUUGGCUUCAUGUGGGAGAAAGAUGGUGUUCACGAGUGUUCCAAGAGUGAUGGUGGAAGGGUUUCUGAGGGAAUAUUUAGGGGUUGAUGAGGUAAAGGGGACAGAACUGCAAGUCAUUGGAAAGGGUAAUUUCUUUAGUGGCUUUGUUUCUGCAGAUUCUGGCCUUCUUGUGAAGCAUAGUGCUCUCAAACAAGUCUUUGGUGAUGAGAAGCCCCAUAUUGGGGUUGGCACUUCAAGGUUUCAUGACCAUCUUUUCAUCUCCCUUUGUCAGGAGGCUUAUAUGGUGAAUAGCAGAGAAGAUAACAGCAAGAUGAAUACCUCUUCAACAAUGUCAAGCUCAGUGAUGCCAAGAGAAAAGUACCCAAAGCCCCUUGUGUUCCAUGAUGGAAGGCUUGCAUUCUUGCCCACACCCCAAGCAACCCUAGCCAUGUUCAUCUGGCUUCCAAUUGGAAUCUUUUUAGCAAUCUUCAGAAUAUGCAUUGGAAUCUUCUUACCACACAAGGUAGCACUCUUCUUGGCCUGCUUGAGUGGGGUGAAGAUAACACUAAUAGGAUCAGACCCACCAAGAACACAAAAUGGGAAAGGUGUCCUCUAUGUUUGCACCCACAGGACCCUCUUAGACCCAAUCUUUCUGAGCACAGUCCUAAACAAGAGCUUGACUGCUGUCACAUACAGCCUAAGCAGAAUGUCAGAAGUGAUUGCUCCUAUAAGAACAGUGAGAUUGACAAGGGACAAAGUUCAAGAUGCCCAAACCAUGCAGAGGGAGCUAAGUCUUGGUGACUUGGUGGUCUGCCCUGAAGGGACUACAUGUAGGGAGCCCUACCUUUUGAGGUUCAGUGCCCUGUUUGCUGAGCUGGCAGAUGAGAUAGUCCCUGUGGCAAUGGACGCAAGUGUUGACAUGUUUUAUGGGACUACAGCUGGAGGGCUGAAGUGUUUGGACCCUAUCUUCUUCUUCAUGAACCCUAGGCCAUCUUAUAAGGUCCAUAUCCUUGGGAAGGUGCCCAAAGAACUGACUUGUGCUGGAGGGAAGUCUAGCUAUGAGGUAGCUAACCACAUCCAAAAACAGUUGGCUGAAGCAUUAGGGUUUGAGCGCACCACUUUUACUAGAAGAGACAAGUAUUUGAUGCUUGCUGGAAAUGAAGGAAUUGUCAAAAAUCGCUAGCUUAGUAACAGUGAUGAUUUCUAAGUCUAAUAUUAAAGAUUCAUAUCUUAAAUUAGAGCUAGAAAUAUGUGACAUGAUAUUCUUAUCUGGUUUGCAUUGAGAAAUAUUUGUUUUUGUAAUCUACCGUAUCAUGAUUGUCACCUAGCUGAAAGUCACUAUCUCUGUACGUAUACUUGAUUUUUUGUUGGUGUGAUGUUAACUUUAAUAGUAUGGAAGCCGUUUUCAAUUGGAAGGUAGCUACUCGAAUUACUUUAUUUAAUAA